Messenger RNA from Mytilus trossulus (common blue mussel), 645 nucleotides. Its product is annotated as temptin-like. Lineage: Eukaryota; Metazoa; Mollusca; Bivalvia; Mytilida; Mytilidae. The transcript has 4 exons. The coding region runs from base 170 to 580 and encodes 136 amino acids. The record is from RefSeq and is a predicted model, not a curated record.
CACUCACCAAUCAUGUUCAUUAUCUAUUUAUUAACAUGAAUAUUAAGUUAUUUAGUCCAUUUUAUAUAGACUAUUUAGUGGGACAAUUUAUAUAACCUUUGGGUUAUAAUAAGCAAGGACACCAUAGAACUGGACCAAGCACCGAACUUUCGUAUACAUAAAUUUUGAAAUGAAAAUGCUAGUGCAGAUUACUCUAGCAUUGUCAGUUGUUGGAAUAGUGCUCUGCCGACCUAAUUAUCGAGAUGGAAUACCUAAUGGUUAUAGUGUACCGAAUAUGUGUGGAACCUCCGCUUUUUGGGAUCCAGUAGGACAUAUGAACCCUUUCCAUCACACUAGGAGCCAAAAUCCAUUUGGAGCUGCCUAUAGUGCGUCUGGAAGAUCAUGGUUAGCUAUUUGUAAUCAGGAUUCUGACAGAGAUGGCAAAACAAAUGGUGAGGAACUAGGAGACCCCAACUGUGUAUGGAGACCUGGUCAGACACCUGACAGUAGAGCAAUUGGACAUCCAGGUAUAUGUGAACCAGUUGGAAGUCAGAUAUGUUCAGGUCAAAACUUUAGAUGCGACUGUCUUGAACAUUGUUAACUGUGAUUUUUCACUGUAUAUCCAAUGUAGUUUUAAGAUUUAUUUCCAAUAAAUUUGUAGUUAAA